Trichomycterus rosablanca is the source of this 3589-nucleotide messenger RNA. It is a transcript of the gene slc12a5b, whose product is annotated as solute carrier family 12 member 5b. Gene Ontology annotation, molecular function: potassium:chloride symporter activity. Gene Ontology annotation, cellular component: plasma membrane. Gene Ontology annotation, biological process: chloride ion homeostasis; potassium ion homeostasis; chloride transmembrane transport. Lineage: Eukaryota; Metazoa; Chordata; Actinopteri; Siluriformes; Trichomycteridae. The record is from RefSeq and is a predicted model, not a curated record. The coding region runs from base 1 to 3354 and encodes 1117 amino acids. The transcript is spliced from 26 exons.
AUGCUGAACAACAUCACUGACUGUGAGGAGGGGGAUGGGGGCACCAACAGCCAGGGGGAUGGGAACCCCAAGGAGAGCAGCCCAUUCAUUAACAGCAGUAGCAGCAUUGAUGUUGAGAAGAGCCAGCAGUAUGAUGGGAAGCACAUGGCCCUGUUUGAGGAGGAAAUGGACACAAGUCCCAUGGUGUCAUCUCUACUCAGCAGCCUUGCCAACUAUUCCAACCUACCACAGGGCAGCAAAGAGCACGAAGAGGCGGAGAACAAUGAAGGCGCCCGCAAGAAAGCAGUUCAGGCUCCCCGGAUGGGCACUGUGAUGGGGGUGUAUCUGCCCUGUAUGCAGAAUAUCCUGGGUGUAAUUCUGUUUCUCAGGAUGACGUGGCUGGUGGGUGUCGGAGGCGUCCUCGGCACCUUUCUGAUCGUCUUCAUGUGCUGCUCCACGACUAUGCUGACAGCCAUUUCCAUGAGUGCCAUAGCUACAAAUGGAGUAGUGCCAGCUGGUGGUUCGUACUACAUGAUCUCCCGUUCGCUGGGGCCAGAGUUUGGUGGAGCAGUGGGCAUCUGUUUCUACCUGGGUACCACCUUUGCCGGGGCCAUGUAUAUACUAGGCUGCAUUGAGAUUCUGCUGAUCUACUUAGCUCCGCAGGCUGCUAUAUUUCAGAUCGAGGGUCUGGAGGGAGCAGAAGCUGAAGCGGGCAUGCUCAACAACAUGCGUGCAUAUGGCUCCAUUGUACUUUUCUUGAUGUCGCUGGUGGUCUUUGUUGGAGUGAAGUAUGUCAACAAGCUGGCCCUGGUGUUCCUCGCGUGCGUCAUUCUCUCCAUCCUGGCUGUUUACGCAGGAGUGAUCAAAACCGCCUUCGACCCACCAGACUUCCCGGUAUGUGUCCUGGGAAAUCGAACCCUGAUCUCCAAAGGCCUAGACAUCUGCGCUAAAACUAUUGAGCAGGGCAAUGGAACACUCACAACCAAGCUCUGGAGACUCUUUUGUGACUCUGAGUUCCUGAAUGCCACUUGUGAUGAGUACUUUACCAACAACAAUGUUUCUCAGGUGCAGGGCAUUCCUGGCAUCACCAGUGGCAUCCUGGCAGAGAACCUCUUUAGCUCCUUCCUUAUAAAGAACAAUAUCCUGGAGAAGCGAGGUCUGUCAUCUGUGGUCAACCAUGACGCUCCAAUAACCAACUCUAACCGUUAUGUGCUGGCCGACAUCACCAGCUUCUUCACCCUACUGGUGGGCAUCUACUUCCCCUCCGUUACAGGUAUCAUGGCUGGCUCUAACCGCUCCGGUGACCUGCAGGACGCUCAGAAAUCCAUCCCUAUUGGCACCAUCCUGGCCAUCUUGACCACCUCUUUCAUAUACAUGUCCUCUGUAGUUCUGUUCGGAUCAUGUGUGGACGGAGUGGUGCUGAGAGACAAGUUUGGAGAAGGUGUCAAUGGUAACCUGGUGAUUGGUACGUUAGCAUGGCCCUCUCCAUGGGUCAUCGUGUUCGGUUCGUUCUUCUCCACCUGUGGGGCAGGGCUUCAGAGUUUGACGGGAGCGCCCCGCCUCUUACAGGCCAUUUCUCGGGAUGGGAUUAUCCCCUUUCUUAGGGUGUUUGGUCAUGGAAAGGCUAACGGUGAGCCCACGUGGGCUCUACUCCUGACAGUGUGUAUAUGUGAGAUUGGUAUUCUUAUUGCCUCUCUGGAUGCUGUAGCACCUAUUCUUUCCAUGUUUUUCUUAAUGUGCUACAUGUUCGUGAACCUGGCCUGUGCUCUGCAGACCCUCCUCAGAACACCAAACUGGAGACCUCGCUUUAAAUACUACCACUGGGCUCUGUCUUUCCUGGGUAUGAGCUUAUGCCUGUCCCUGAUGUUCAUCUGCUCCUGGUACUAUGCCAUCGUGGCCAUGGGCAUCGCUGGCUGCAUCUACAAAUAUAUCGAGUUUUGUGGGGCGGAGAAAGAAUGGGGUGAUGGGAUCCGUGGCAUCUCUCUGAGCGCUGCCCGUUAUGCUCUGAUGAGGCUGGAGGAAGGACCGCCACACACCAAGAACUGGAGGCCCCAGAUCUUGGUUCUUGUAGGGUUGGAUAGCGAGCAGAAUGUGGAGCAGCCUCGUCUACUCUCGCUGACCAAUCAGCUAAAAGCGGGUAAAGGCUUGACCCUGGUUGGUGCCUGUAUUGAGGGCACAUACUUAAACAACAACCCAGAGGCACAGAAAGCAGAACAGUCGCUAAGAAAGCUAAUGGAGACGGAACGGGUCAAGGGUUUCUGUCAGGUGGUGAUUUCCUCUAACCUGCGCAAUGCCACCUCCCACCUGAUCCAGACUGGUGGACUUGGAGGGUUACGCCACAACGCUGUGCUCAUCAGCUUCCCCAAGAACUGGAAACAACCCGAGGACAGCCAUCACCUGAGGAACUUUGUUGAGGUCGUUCGGGAGACGACAGCUGCUCAGUUGGCUUUGCUGGUACCAAAGAACGUCUCUGCAUAUCCAUCAAACGGCGAGCGAUUUACAGAGGGUCACAUUGACGUCUGGUGGAUCGUCCAUGAUGGAGGGAUGCUCAUGCUUCUGCCCUUCCUGCUGCGCCAGCACAAGGUGUGGAAGAAGUGCAAGAUGCGCAUCUUUACCGUGGCUCAGAUAGACGACAACAGCAUUCAGAUGAAGAAAGACCUGAUGACCUUCCUCUAUCACCUGCGACUCGAUGCUGAGGUGGAGGUGGUGGAGAUGCAUGACAGUGAUAUUUCAGCCUACACUUAUGAGAAGACUCUGGUGAUGGAACAGCGUUCACAGAUCCUAAAAGAAAUGCACCUCACCAAGAAUGAGUGGGAGAGAGAGAUUCAAAGUAUUACAGACGUGUCCCGCGGAUCCAUCCGUCGGAAGAACCCAUCUAACCUGCAUACUCCCAAAAAAAUCGCUGAAGAGUCUGCAGCUGAGAGUGUUGAGGAAAAAUCAGAGGAAGAGAUCCAGCUAAUCAAGGGUAAGAAUACCACACCCACCCCGACAAGCCCUGUCUCCCCGACUCCGACUGACCCAGGGGUCAUGACUCCUGGGGAAGAGGUCCAGAUGACUUGGAGCGAUGACCUUGAAUCCAAGAAUCCGUCUGUGGCUAAUCCACAAACUGCCAAGGACAUGUUCAACAUAAAACCAGAAUGGGAAAACCUGAAUCAGUCGAACGUGAGGCGUAUGCACCAUGCACAGAAGCUUAAUGGAGUGAUCAUGAAGAAGUCACAAGACGCAAAACUGGUCCUGCUGAAUUUGCCCGGCCCUCCUAAAAACCGAACCGGAGAAGAGAACUAUAUGGAAUUCCUGGAGGUCCUGACCGAAGGUCUCAAUCGGGUCCUCCUUGUGCGUGGUGGUGGACGUGAGGUCAUCACCAUCUACUCUUGAGGGGGCAAACCUGCCCCCCUUUCCCCCAUGCACUUUGUCAUACCAUGUUUCUCAUGCCUAGACUGAACAUCCCAGCAUUCUCAGACUCUCCCAUGAGCAAAAGAGUCCCAGCACAUAUCAGACAACGUUGCACUACAUGAUCCGAGACCUCUGUAAUUACACCAGCUUUACACUCACUCUACCUGAUCUCAUCUAAGUGUGUGAAGCCCCAGCUUUUAGCUGGUUUUAGUCUUGU